UUCGUUUGACAGAAGGUAUAGAAAAAGUUAGAAUGAACGGCCUCGUAGUCAAGUUAAGUAAACCAUAAGAAUCUCAUUGUUGAUGUUGUUAACCUUAAACUGGGAGUAAUUAGAGUUUGUGUUCUGCGCCUCUUUGCUGCUUAUUGCAUACCAAUUCUAAAUAUUAUGUCAAGAUGAUUGAGGUUACUGCUAACUUAAUAGGAGGCCCGGUUUACUUUACUGGAGAUAAAAUUUCUUGUCGAGUUACAUUCAGCUACGUUCACCAAACUUCGAAAUCUCAUAACAGUUAUGUUCAAACUAAAGAUUCUGGUGAAUGCAGUGAAGUUUUGGGAUGGGCAAGUGCACAAGUAGUAUGCAUUUGCAGUAUAAAUCCACAAAAAGUUUUGGUUUCGGAUUCUGUUUCCAAUCCCAGUAGGGCUACUUUUAACAGUACAUCACUCUCUCCAAGAGCUGGGGAGAGAGGUUUGGUUAUUUUUUCUACAAAACCUAAAAUCCUAGUGUGUGAUUUGAAACUGCCUGAUGACAGCUGUUCAGAAUAUAUAUACGAAGAAACAAUUCCCAGUAAUUUACCUCCAUCAUUUCGGGGCCAGGCAAUUAAGUACUCUUACAAAUUAAAAAUUGGAUUGCAGAGAGUUGGAGCAUCAGUAAAAUUGCUGCAUGUGCCUCUUAGACUGAUGACAUGGCAAAAUUUAGGAUUGCACAGCUGUCAUGAUGAGCAAGAAAUUGUUGUCUCAAACCCUUUCUUGAAAACAAAUAUAUCCAUGAAUUCAGAAUUGGAUGAUCCUUUAGAAAGCAUGCAGUUACUUACUUCUAGGAGAAGUCCUAGUAUUUACAAAGUGACAAACAGUAAAGGAAAAGUAGUAAGUCUCUGCCUUUUCAAAAAUGGAUAUAGACUUGGGGAGGAUAUUGUAGGAACAUUAGACUUUGGUGAUUCUAAGGUUUCGUGCAUGCAGUAUUCGGUCACUUUACAAAGCCAAGAACUUGUGCCUGAGGAGAAACGCUGUCGAAUUGGAGGACAACAGUCCAAGCUUGGCGAUGAAUCCGUUUUAACAUCGUACUCAAAGCACCAUGAAUUUUGUAUCGGUUUCCUUCAAACCCAUCUCUCGCUCCCUGUUCCACUGCACGUUACGCCGUCAUUCGACACGGAUAUGGUAGCUUUAAAAUGGAGACUGCAUUUUGAAUUUGUUACUGCCGUCUCUGCUUUAAAUUGGAAUGGCGAAACUGCUUGGGAGCCACCGAAAGUUACGGAUAUCGAAACAAUGGUUUGGGACUUGCCGAUUGUGAUUUAUCCAACUGCUCCAGCACAUGUUUCAAAAGCAUUGUAUGGUGCAUGUGAGGCAAAUAUACUUUUGUAGGUUGAA
Molecule: messenger RNA, 1361 nt
Organism: Daphnia pulex (common water flea)
Lineage: Eukaryota; Metazoa; Arthropoda; Branchiopoda; Diplostraca; Daphniidae
Product: RAB6A-GEF complex partner protein 2-like
Exons: 7
Coding region: 174-1355 (393 amino acids)
Biological process (GO): retrograde transport, endosome to Golgi
Cellular component (GO): Golgi membrane; Ric1-Rgp1 guanyl-nucleotide exchange factor complex
Source: RefSeq, a predicted model, not a curated record